AUGCACCGCUCGUACACCCUCGGGUCAUUCGGGAUGUGCUCGCCUAACUUGGACAGGAUAUCCAGAAAUAGGCGCCAACCUGCGGAACAAGACGGCAUCCACCAGGAUGACGACACUUACCCCAUACAGCUAAACGCACCUCUACGCACCUCUACGCGUCACAGCGUCAUGUCGGAAGGAAUCGAUGGGUUGCAGGCCGGUGCUCCCAUGGUCCUCGCUAUCCUCUAUCAAGGUGGUGAAGCUGCUGCCAACGAGCCCCGUUUAUUGGGUACUGUCGAGAACAAGCUCGGAAUUCAGGAUUGGCUCGAAUCUCAGGGGCAUGAAUUCGUUGGUGAGCCUAUCCAUUUUUCUUCGUGCGAGGGCGAUAUUGACUUCAAUCCUCUCUACAGCAAAGAGGGCCCCGAUAGCGACUUCCAGAAACACAUCGUUGAUGCUGAAGUCCUCAUCACCACUCCCUUCCAUCCUGGUUACCUGACCCGAGAGCUGAUGGAGAAGGCGAAGAACCUUAAAAUCUGCGUCACAGCAGGUGUUGGCUCCGACUACAUCGACCUCGAUGCUGCGGUCGACCAUGACAUCCAAGUUCUCGAGGUCUCCGGAUCCAAUGUUGUCUCCGUCGCCGAGCACGUCAUGAUGAGCAUCCUCCUGCUCGUCAGGAACUUCGUCCCCGCCCACGAGAUGAUCGAACGCGGCGACUGGCAAGUCUCCGAGAUCGCGAGAAACGCGUUCGACCUGGAAGGCAAGGUCGUCGGCACCCUCGGUGCAGGCCGCAUUGGCUACCGUGUCCUCCAGCGCUUGGUCCCGUUCAACUGCAAAGAACUCCUUUACUACGACUACGCACCCCUUCCCGCAGCUGCUGCUGAGUCUGUCAAGGCUCGCCGCAUAGUGGACCUCAAGGAAUUCGUUUCCCAGUGCGAUCUCAUCACAAUCAAUGCGCCUCUGCACGACGGCACCCGUGGACUCAUCAACGCAGAGCUGCUGAAGCACUUCAAGAAAGGCGCCUGGAUCGUUAAUACCGCCCGCGGCGCCAUCUGCGACAAGGACGUCAUUGCCGCCGCCCUCGCCAGCGGCCAGAUCACCGGUUACGCUGGCGACGUCUGGAACGUGCAACCUGCCCCGAAGGACCACAUCUGGCGCACAAUGAAGAACCCUCUCGGUGGCGGAAACGGCAUGGUGCCACACUACUCUGGAACGACACUCGACGCCUAA
Molecule: messenger RNA, 1206 nt
Organism: Cyclocybe aegerita
Lineage: Eukaryota; Fungi; Basidiomycota; Agaricomycetes; Agaricales; Hemipholiotaceae
Source: the annotation of a GenBank genome assembly